Messenger RNA from Enhydra lutris kenyoni (northern sea otter), 865 nucleotides. Its product is annotated as LYR motif containing 4. Bases 232 to 507 code for a protein of 91 amino acids. NCBI's taxonomy places the organism in Eukaryota, Metazoa, Chordata, Mammalia, Carnivora, Mustelidae. The transcript is spliced from 3 exons. Gene Ontology annotation, cellular component: mitochondrion; L-cysteine desulfurase complex. Gene Ontology annotation, biological process: iron-sulfur cluster assembly. The record is from RefSeq and is a predicted model, not a curated record.
CUUAAGCUGCCCGAAGCCCGCCUGCGCCCGCCUCCGAAGCGGCGCGCGACGCCCAGCGCCUCCAGGCGCGGGCCGGUGUUCGUCCAGGCCCAGGCCCGGCCCGCGGGCAAGACCGAGCCACACCGCAUUUUCUUUUAUUUCGUUCGUGGUUUUGCAUAGACUGAAGUUUCGUGGGUUAGGUUAAACUCGGGACCUUCUCGAAGAGGACCCAUUUAUUUUUUUCCUUCCAAAAUGGCAGCCUCCAGCCGCGCACAAGUAUUAGAUCUGUACCGGGCGAUGCUGAGAGAGAGCAAGCAUUUCAGCGCCUACAAUUACAGAACUUAUGCUGUCAGGAGGAUAAGAGAUGCCUUCAGAGAAAAUAAGAAUGUAAAAGAUCCUGUAGAAAUUCAAGCCCUAGUGAAUAAAGCCAAAAGAGACCUUGGAAUAAUUCGUCGACAGGUCCUCAUUGGCCAAAUGUAUUCGACUGACAAGCUUAUCAUUGAGAAUCAAGAGAAGCCUCGGACCUAGGGGGCCGGGACCAGCCACCACUGGCAGCCGUGGACCAGCUUCAGCAUCCAUGCUGCGCUUGGGGCGGGGGCUCCCCCAGACCACAGGUGGCCUCUUCCAUCAGCUUAGAAUAGCCUCUUGCUCGGCCUGCCCAAUAGGAGCUGAUCAACUGAGGCCGGUUUCCAUUCUUCUGCAGCCCUAGUGAGAAAGGGUGGCAGGGUCUCCUUGAUUCAAGCGAGGAGCUGGAGCUCACUCCGAAUAGUGCUGUGUAUUCUUGUGUCUGCUCUCCGCCCCACUCCUCUUUUGUAUCAUCACCGCCCAUAUAGAGCCCCUCCACCCUCUGCAUCUUCGUUGACAAUAAACAGAAUUGUCUCCUGAA